Molecule: messenger RNA, 915 nt
Organism: Fusarium oxysporum Fo47
Lineage: Eukaryota; Fungi; Ascomycota; Sordariomycetes; Hypocreales; Nectriaceae
Product: P-loop containing nucleoside triphosphate hydrolase protein
Exons: 2
Coding region: 80-652 (190 amino acids)
Molecular function (GO): GTP binding; GTPase activity
Source: RefSeq, a predicted model, not a curated record
AAAAAAAAAAAAAAAAGCGUCGUCCAUCACUCGUUUUCCUCGAGAAAACAAUCCAGGAUAAAGGGGGACUUACUACACGAUGCAGACGGAACACCUGGUCAACAUUAUUAUUCUUGGAGCUCCGGCUUCUGGAAAGAAGAGCUUCAUACGGAGGUAUUGUCAAGAUGUCUUCACAGACUUGUACGAUCCCGUUACCGAAACAUCCGGGGACCGGCGUCUGGCAAACGUCUCUGGCAUCCCGACCAUCAUCAACCUUGAGCGCAUCCCAUCAACAUUUAUUCAAUCUGCUCCCGAAUCCCGCCGCAUAGCAACGGAAGCGGAUGCUCUAAUUCUUCUAUACGACAGCUCCUCCAUCGAGAGCCUGGAAGAGCUUCGGCGCAUACGGCUCCAAGUGCUGGCUCCGCACUUAGGAGAAGCGGCGCCACCCACGGCCGUGGUUGCUGGCAAGGCCGAUGGCGCGGAGGCCGCGGGGAGCGUAUGGGAGCGGGGGUUAGUAGAGGGGAGGAAACUGUCGGUGUUGUUAGGGGCUAAGUUUGGGGUUGUGUCGGCACUUUGGGGAGACGGGGUCAAGGAUGUAGUAGAGGAGCUGGCGGCGAGGGUUUUGGAAAGGAAGGGAAUCGGAAAAGACAUGUUGAUGGGAGCAGGAUCAUAAGUGAAGUUAUCACCGUUGUCACGAGGAGCUCAAAGUGAGGUUAUCACCACCUUAAAAGGUGGGCCCGGUCGGGCUGCUUCUGAUAACAGAGCAACAAAAGCAUGAAGAUCAUGCCAGUUCGGAAAAUGCUGGUGUAAUAGAUGGGUAAAGCCCAAAAAGCACCCUAUGCCAGUUUCAGACCCACCAUGCGAGAUGUGCGUAUAGGUGGCAUUGCGUUACACUAAAGGUGGUAAGCACAGGACUUGGAGUAACACAACAGCAAU